UCGAGUUUUAUCAGCGUUUAUUUUCUGAGAGGCAAGAAGAGUCAGAAUCUGUAAGAUUUUUGAGAGAUGGCCCGUACCAAGCAAACCGCUCGUAAGUCAACAGGAGGUAAGGCGCCCAGGAAGCAACUCGCUACCAAGGCUGCCCGUAAGUCUGCUCCAACCACUGGUGGAGUCAAGAAGCCUCACCGCUACCGCCCUGGAACUGUUGCCCUUCGUGAAAUCCGUAAGUACCAGAAGAGUACCGAACUUCUGAUCAGGAAGCUUCCUUUCCAGAGGCUUGUUCGUGAAAUUGCACAGGACUUCAAGACGGAUUUGCGUUUCCAAAGUCAUGCUGUGCUUGCACUUCAGGAGGCAGCUGAGGCUUAUCUUGUGGGUCUCUUCGAGGACACCAAUCUUUGUGCCAUCCAUGCCAAGCGUGUUACCAUCAUGCCCAAGGAUAUCCAGCUGGCCCGUAGGAUCAGAGGGGAGCGUGCCUAGAGUGACCUUCCCUUCCUAGAAUUGAUGUUCCAAUCAUGGAUGUAUUUUGUUCAUAAUUCAUAGUUUGCUUGUAGUGUUAGACGUAUAUGGGUGAUGACAAUGGGGCAUGGUGGUGGUGUGUUCUAAAAUGUUUAGUCUGAUAUGGUUCUUGCUUAUUGUGUUUUUUCUUUUUCGUUAGUUGGACGCCGAAUGAGCAGUGCCUGAACAACUAUUAUUUGCAUCUAAUCUAGUUUAGUUUGUUAAUUCUUUUAUCUGCAAGCUAUUUUUCUGGAUUUGUUUGGAUAACGUAAAGAUGAAGUUUGCGUAGAUGAAUGAAAUAAGCUUUUGCGG
Rubroshorea leprosula is the source of this 807-nucleotide messenger RNA. The record is from the annotation of a GenBank genome assembly. Lineage: Eukaryota; Viridiplantae; Streptophyta; Magnoliopsida; Malvales; Dipterocarpaceae.